Messenger RNA from Dioscorea cayenensis subsp. rotundata (Guinea yam), 2720 nucleotides. RefSeq names its product receptor-like protein 13. The record is from RefSeq and is a predicted model, not a curated record. The transcript is spliced from 5 exons. Gene Ontology annotation, molecular function: protein binding. The coding region runs from base 91 to 1188 and encodes 365 amino acids. NCBI's taxonomy places the organism in Eukaryota, Viridiplantae, Streptophyta, Magnoliopsida, Dioscoreales, Dioscoreaceae.
AGAUUCUUUAUCAAUAGUCCUCUCAAUGCUCACAAACAGAGUCAGCUGGAAAGUGAACUCUUUAUCAAUGCAUGUCAGGCUUGGUCCAAUAUGAGUAGACUUGAGAAUUUGCACUUGUCAGAGAACUCAUUAAAUGAAAGGAUCAUACCAUGCUUAAUAAGAGCAUCAUCACUCAAAACUCUUGAUCUUUCCUGGAACAACAUGGGUGGAAAUUUUUCUUUGAAAGAGUUCAGUAAGUUAGACAAGCUUGAGCUAUUGGAUCUACGCAGGAAUAAAUUAUAUGGAGAUAUCCCUUUGAUGUCAAAUGAGUGGACAUCACUCAAAGGCUUGUCCAUAAAAUAUAAUCAACUCAAUGGCACCUCUUUGGAAGGAUUGUGCAUGAUAAAGAACCUUGAAGAGCUAGACAUCAGCUUCAAUAAUUUGAAUUCAGAUAUUCCAGAUUGCUUUAGAUAUCUGUCAUCUCUAAACUAUUUGGAUAUCUCCCACAAUCAAUUGGAAACGAGGUUUUCUUCAUCUAUUUUUGAAAACCUUACAAGACUUGAGUUUGCUGCUUUCUCGGACAAUAAUUUAAAGGGAACUCUCUCGGUGAGCUCAUUUGCUAACAAUACUAAGCUUAAAUUCUUAGAUCUUUCAAAUAAUUAUCAAUUGGAGCUCGAAACGGAAGAUCUAGGAAGUCCUCCAUCAUUUCAACUUAAAGGUAUUGCCCUGACAAAUUGCAUUGUGAACAAGGUCUCUCAAUCCAUCCCCACUUUUUUGUCCACUCAAUAUAUGAUAGAAUACAUCGAUCUUUCUGGUAAUAACUUAAAGGGAAAUAUUCCAUUAUGGUUAUUAGAGAAUAAGACCAAUCUAACUAAUCUCAGUUUGAGAGAUAAUUCAUUAACUGGAUCAUUUAUAUUACCAUCCCAAAGGACAAAACUGGAAUAUUUUGAUGUCUCAAAUAAUAAACUCACUGGAGAAAUACCUUUGAGCAUUGGCACUAUUUUUCCCAAUUUAUGGUAUUUGAACAUGUCAAAUAAUUUGUUGCAAGGUGUCAUCCCUUCUUCAGUUAAAAAUUUAAGUUACUUGGAAUAUUUAUACCUAUCAGAUAACAAUUUAUCAGGACAAUUUUCUAAUUUUGUCAAAGAGUUGCCUCAUCUAGAUAUAUUGGACCUAUCUAUCAACCAAUUUCAGGGAACUCUCUCCAAAUAACUUGACCCUGACCUCCUUGUCAUGUUUUCUUGUUAAUAACAACCAAUUGAGUGGGGAAAUACCAACCAGUCUUUGUGAUAUGUUAUGGCUUUCUUUCUUGGAUAUUAGUGAGAACCACUUCUUUGGAAAUCUACCAAGUUGUAUUGCCGACAUUUUGUACCUUUCGGUCCUUAAUGCUGCAAGAAACAAUUUGAAAGGAAAUCUGAUGACUGGACUUUGUUAUAUGAAUGAACUUGAAUCGUUGGAUCUCUCUAAAAAUCAUUUCUUUGGCCAAGUUCCAUCUUGCUUCAACAUGACUCGCUUAGAAUAUUUGAAUUUAAGAGACAACGAACUCACAGGACACUUUCCAAAUGCUUUAUCAAAUCUGUCUUUAUUGACAUUAGAUUUGGGCAAUAACCAUUUUGUCGGUCAUAUUCCUAGUUGGAUAGGGAUUACCCUUAAACUUUUGAAGAUAUUCUCUUUGAAAGGAAACCAUUUUGAUGGAUCGAUUUCAAUGCAAAUUUGUAAUUUAAGAUUUCUACAUAUUCUUGACCUUUCUCACAAUAAUUUGUCAGGGCAUAUACCUUCUUGUUUGCAUAAUAUAGGGCACAACUCCAAUUUGAAUUACCAAUUUACCAUAGGAACUGAUACCGAAGACAUUCAAGCUAAUGUGGGUGGCUAUGAUGUUUUCCCAAGAGAUUACAUUACUAAUAUUUUUUUAAACUCACUGGAGAAGUCACAAGCAAUUAUAUAUGAGUAUAUCGAGUUUGCAACAAAGCAAAGAUCAGACCGUUACCGAGGGAACAUUUUACAAUAUUUAUCAGGAAUAGACUUGUCUUGCAACCAAUUAGUUGGCAUGAUCCCAGAGAACAUGGGUGAAAUGACUUGGCUCCAAGCUUUGAAUUUGUCCAAUAAUCGAUUGACUGGUCCAAUACCUACUACACUAUCAAGCUUGAGAGAAAUUGAAAGCUUAGACCUCUCCCACAACAUGUUGGUUGGACGAAUACCUCCGCAACUUGCAGAACUCAAUUAUUUAGAAGUCUUCUCUGUGGCAUAUAACAACCUUUCUGGUCCAACAAUAGGUUUGGUCGCUCAGUUCAGUACAUUUAAUGAGAGUAGCUAUAAAGGGAACCCUUAUCUUUGUGGUCCUCCAUUAAAGAAGAAUUGUACCUCCAUGAUACCAUCAUCUCCAAAACAACAUGGGCAAGUCACAAAUGUUUUUCAUGAUGAUAACGAAGAAGGAAAGGACCGUCUCAUAUUAUUUGCAUCAAUUGCACUUGGUUUCAUAAGUGGUUUUUGGGGAUGGAUGGCUCUACUAUUCUUCAAGAGAAAUUUGCGAUAUUCCUUCUUUCUGGCGAUGGAUGGAUACACAGAAGAAGCUAUUGACAUGGUGAAAAGUCUUUUGUCAAAGAUGAAGUCAUGUUGGUAGCCAUUGCAUGGUUCUUCCUUCUUUUAUUUAAUUACUUCAGAUCCUCUUAGAUCAUGCAUGUGUUGUUAUACUCUCAUGUCAAAUGUGGAAGCAAGCUUAAGAGAUUGUGUUAAAUUGUACAUCC